AUGAAUGAUUAUUUAUGUGGACAAAUUGAUCUUUUGAGGAUGUGUUUACCUGAUGAAUCAGGCGAUACACCAAAAUCUGAACUUCAAAAUAUUAAAAAUUACAAUAAGUACUGCCCUAAUGGAGACUGUAAUAGUGAAAUAGAUCAAAUUACGAUUGGAUUUUUAUGGUUACUUGGACAAUAUUUUACUGAAUACCCAACUAAAGAUGGUGUUAUAAACUAUAAUAAACCAUUUUUUCUAUAUAUUAUUUUAUGGUUAAGUUACAAAUUAAAUCAAAACACAGAGGAAAAUUUCACCAAAAUAAACGAUUUUUAUGAUAAAUAUGUAAAAAAUAGUAAUAAAUAUAGUAAUUUUAAAGAUGGCGCCUAUAAAAUUUUAGGUCUUGGGGAAUUCAUGAAUAAACAUAAAGAUUUGUUAGAUAUUGAUAUUAAAGAUCUUUCUAAAUUUUAUGAUGCAUCCAAAUUAAUAUGUAGUAUGUAUAGUAAUGUUGCACAAAGUCAAACAAGCGAAACACUGUCAAAUGAUGCUACUAGUUUUGUUCAAAAAUAUAUAGAUCUAAGCAAUAAAUAUAAUAAUGAAAGUGCUCUAAAUCUUCAAAUAUUACCCGCUUUAUUAACUGAUUAUAAUAAUUUAAAUAAGAAAUGUCGCAAUAUUCCACCUUUUUCAGAGAUAGAAUCAAAAUUUUCUGCACUAGCAUCUGAAGAUACAUCAAGUUCGUCGAUAGGAAACAGAUUCUUUACAGUUUUAUCGAUAUUUGGUGCAAUAGCACUUUUUUUAGGAAUUUCUUACAAGUAUUCGUUGUUUGGAUUUCGGAAACGAUUUCAAAAACAAAAAUUAAGAGAAAAAAUAAAAAAUAUAAAGAAGAAAAUGAAUCAUUAA
Plasmodium yoelii is the source of this 879-nucleotide messenger RNA. Its product is annotated as PIR protein. The record is from RefSeq and is a predicted model, not a curated record. The transcript has 3 exons. NCBI's taxonomy places the organism in Eukaryota, Apicomplexa, Aconoidasida, Haemosporida, Plasmodiidae. Bases 1 to 879 code for a protein of 292 amino acids.